AUGCUACUGGAUAAGAAUCCAGAGAACCCGAUAUAUUUUGGUUGCCAUUUUAAAAAACAUGUUAAACAGGGCUAUAUGAGCGGUGGAGCUGGAUAUGUAUUGAGCCGACAAGCUUUAAAACAAUUUAUAGAGAAUGGUUUGAAAAAAACUACCCAUUGCCAUCCAGGUUUAAAAGGUGACGAAGAUGUGGAGUUAGGAAGGUGCCUUGAGGCAGCACAAGUUAAGGUUGGAGACUCGAGAGAUUCGCAAAAACGUGGAAGAUAUUUUGGGGGAAUGGAAGGAAUAUCUGAUUACGCAGUUUCUUUUCACCAUGUGGAAGUGGUGGACAUGUAUUUUUUUGAAUACUUAAUUUAUCAUUUAAGACCAUUUGGGAUAUACGAUAUACCACAAAAUGUUAGCUAUUAUCUGAACUGA
Brassicogethes aeneus is the source of this 414-nucleotide messenger RNA. The record is from the annotation of a GenBank genome assembly. NCBI's taxonomy places the organism in Eukaryota, Metazoa, Arthropoda, Insecta, Coleoptera, Nitidulidae.